Messenger RNA from Sordaria macrospora k-hell, 2265 nucleotides. RefSeq lists its product as uncharacterized. The record is from RefSeq and is a predicted model, not a curated record. NCBI's taxonomy places the organism in Eukaryota, Fungi, Ascomycota, Sordariomycetes, Sordariales, Sordariaceae. Gene Ontology annotation, biological process: retrograde transport, endosome to Golgi; intracellular protein transport. Gene Ontology annotation, cellular component: retromer, cargo-selective complex; retromer complex; late endosome.
AUGGACAUGAGCCGUGGUGUCCAGCAUCCCGUUCGCGGCUUGUUUCUCCGCUACUACCUCUCUGGGCAGGCACGCGACUACCUCCCGGCUGGCGACUCCGAAGGCCCGGAAGGCAACCUGCAGGACUCGAUCAACUUCAUCCUGACCAACUUUGUGGAGAUGAACAAGCUCUGGGUCCGGCUACAACAUCAAGGACAUUCAAGGGAGAGAGACCAGCGGACGCAAGAGAGGAAAGAGCUGCAAUUGCUCGUGGGAAACAACAUUGUCCGUCUAAGCCAGCUGGUGGAUCUGCCGACAUACAAGAAUGGAAUCCUAGCCCCCCUGCUGGAGCAGGUUGUGCAGUGUCGGGAUGUCCUGGCGCAAGAAUAUCUGCUCGAGGUCAUCACCCAGGUCUUCCCUGACGAGUUCCAUCUUCACACCCUCGAUCAGUUCCUUGCCGCUGUGUCCAGAUUAAAUCCCCACGUCAAUGUUAAGGGAAUCGUUAUUGGCCUGAUGGACAGACUAUCAGACUAUGCCGAGCGGGAGUCGCAGAACGAAGAAGACGAGGAUAGGGGCCAGUUGGAGGAGGAAGCGCUCACGAAACUGCUGGAAAGAGUGAAGCUUGCAAAAUCGGCAGCGGAAGCCGAGGAAACGAGCGCGCCGACACCCGAAGCCCCUGAAAAUGGAGAGCAUGCGGAAGCUGAUAUAGGUUCGACCGAUGAGACUGAAAGCGCCGAACCAGCAGCAGGAGCAGCAGCAGCAGAGACCGAGGUUACCGCGACUAAUGGAGACGAAUCCGAGCCAACCAAAAAGCAUAGGGGGAUUCCCGAGAACGUGCCCCUAUACGAAAUCUUUUUCGGACAAGUCAAGAAUCUCGUGCAAGCGCAACAUCUUCCGAUCCAGGACACGAUCGCGCUGUGCGUAUCUCUCACGAACCUCGCACUCAACAUCUAUCCUGAAAGGCUCGACUAUGUCGACCAAAUCCUCGAUUACGCCCACUCAAAGAUAAAAGAACACGCCAACAGUGCCGAUCUGCAUUCGCCACCAGCGCAGCAAAGUAUUCUGGCGUUGCUUCAGGCACCCCUCAAGAGAUAUGUUUCGAUAUUUACGGCGCUCGCUCUGCCUAGAUACGUUCCCCUGUUCCAGUCGCAAACCUACCCCACGCGUAGGGCCGUCGCUGGCGAAGUGGCCAGACACUUAAUCAAGAACCAAACCCGCAUCACUACCACGGCCAAUCUGGAGAAUGUCCUGGAGGUGCUCAAGGUCCUUAUUAAAGAAGGAUCGCAAGCGCCGUCUGGCUACCCCGGUGUCGUUCAGCAGCGCGGUCGUGCCCUGGAGACAGACGAAACCUUGGAGGAACAGGGCUGGCUGGCCCGCCUUGUCCACCUCCUUCAGUCCGAGAACAACGACACCCAGUUCCGUCUCCUGCAGAUGACAAGGAAGGCCUACGCCGAGGGCAACGAGCGGAUCCGGACCACGACGCCACCUAUCAUCACCGCCGGCCUGAAGCUCGCCCGGCGCUACAAGGCUCGCGAACACUAUGACGACAACUGGCAGUCGCAGUGCUCCGCGCUCUUCAAGUUCCUCCACUCGGCCAUCUCGACCCUCUACACACGCGUCAACGGCGCCGGCGCCGCCGAGCUGUCUUUGCGCCUCUUUUGCUCCUGUGGCCAGAUGGCUGACAAGACCGAGUUCGAGGAGGUGGCGUACGAGUUUUUUGCGCAGGCCUUCACGGUGUACGAGGAGGCCAUCAGCGACUCAAAGGCGCAGUUCCAGGCCGUUUGCGCUAUCGCCAGCGCCCUCCACCGCACGCGCAACUUUGGAAAGGAGAACUACGAUACGCUCAUCACCAAGUGCGCGCAGCACGCGAGCAAGCUCCUGAGGAAGCCGGAUCAGUGCCGGGCUGUUUACCUGGCUAGUCAUCUAUGGUGGGCGACUCCGAUUGCUAGUAACGGGGAGACUGAGGAGACCGAGCUUUACCGAGACGGUAAGCGUGUUCUCGAGUGCCUGCAGCGCGCUCUCCGCGUUGCGGAUUCGUGCAUGGAGACCGCUACCUCCAUUGAGUUGUUUGUCGAGAUCUUGGACAGAUACGUGUACUACUUCGAUCAGAAGAACGAAUCGGUCACAACCAAGUACCUCAACGGCCUAAUCGAGCUCAUUCACUCCAACCUAGCCGGCAACCAGCAAGACUCGGCUUCGGUCGAGGCCAGCCGGAAGCACUUCCUGCAGACCUUGGAGAUCAUCAGGAGCAAGGAGUACGAAGGAAUCGUGCUUACUCCCAAGUAA